CCGACCCAAGACUCCCUUCGACAUGGAUGUAAGAUUUUAUCCCGCUGCAUCUGGAAGCUCUUUACCCGGAGAUCCAUCCAAUCUGGACUUUGCCCAGUGCUUGGGGUACUACAGCUACAAUAAGUUUGGCAACAACAACAGCUACAUGAACAUGGCAGAAGCAAAUAAUGCAUUUCUUACUGCAAACGAGCAAACAUUCCAUACCCCAAGUCUUGGAGACGAAGAGUUUGAGAUCCCACCCAUAACACCACCUCCAGAGCUGGAUUCUACCAACCUAGGAAUGGCUGACCUACUCUUACCUUUUCAAGGUCUCAGUGAUCAGUUGGCCAUGCAAGGGAAUGAAUUUACACCCCAGUUUCCACCGCAGAGUUUGGAUCUUCCUUCCAUUACAAUAUCUCGAAACCUUAUAGAACAAGAUGGAGUCAUCCAAAGCAAUGGGUUACAUAUGGAUCAUAGUCACCCAGAUGGGGCACAGUAUCGUCAGGACCACUCCUUGAUUAUGAGAUCUAUCGUCCAUAUGACAGAUGCUGCUCGUUCGGGAAUUAUGCCUCCUAACCAGCUGACCACCAUCAACCAAUCCCAGCUCAGUGCUCAACUGGGGCUGAAUUUAGGCAGUGCCAACUUACCACACACUUCUCCUUCCCCUCCUGCUAGCAAGUCGGCAACGCCUUCCCCAUCUAGUUCGAUAAACGAAGAAGAUGCUGAUGACUCAAACAGGACUACUGGAGAGAAGAGAGCUGCCCCAGAUUCUGGCAAGAAGCCCAAGACUCCGAAGAAGAAGAAAAAGAAAGACCCCAAUGAACCACAAAAGCCGGUUUCAGCAUAUGCCCUGUUCUUCAGGGACACGCAAGCAGCAAUUAAAGGGCAGAACCCCAAUGCUACCUUUGGAGAAGUUUCAAAAAUUGUUGCCUCUAUGUGGGACAGCUUAGGAGAAGAGCAGAAGCAGGUAUAUAAAAGGAAAACCGAAGCUGCCAAGAAAGAAUACCUUAAGGCGCUCGCUGCCUACAGAGCAAGUCUGGUUUCCAAGGCUGCUGCCGAGUCAGCUGAAGCCCAGACCAUCCGCUCCGUUCAACAGACGCUGGCCUCCACCAAUUUGUCCUCCUCUCUCCUCCUGAAUACCCCGCUUUCCCAGCAUGCCACAGUGGCGACCUCGCCCCAGACACUGCAGCAGCCACUCCCCCGGGCGAUUGCUCCCAAGCCUUUAGCCAUGAGGCUCCCCAUGAACCAGAUUGUCGCUUCCGUCACCAUCGCCCCCAACAUACCGACAAACAUUUCUGCCCCCUUGAUCAGCUCUAUGGGCUCCAACAUGGCGGGCACAUCAGCUUCGGCCUCCGCCCAGGCAAGUCCUUCCUUGCAAAGCCAGCAGCAGCAGCUCCAGCAGCUCCAGCAGCUGCAGCAGCAGCAGAUGCAGCAGCAGCAGUUGCAGCAGCAGCAGCUGCACCAGCAAAUCCAACAGCAGAUGCAGCAGCAACAUUUCCACCACCACAUGCAGCAGCAUUUGCAGCAGCAGCAGCAACAACACCUCCAGCAGCUCCAGCAGAUGCAGCUCCAACAGAUGCAGCAGCAGCAGCUGCAGCACAUGCAACACCAGUCGCAGCCUUCCCCGCAGCAGCAUUCCCCCGCAGCCUCGCAGAUAACGUCUCCGAUCCCAGCUAUCGGCAGCCCUCCACCAGCUGCCCAACCGCACCAGACCCAAAUACAAACCCAGACACAGACCCAGCUCUUAUCGCAGGCCAGCAUUUUCUGAAGCUGCGUGUUUCCUCUGCAGAGCUGCUCUGCCUUUCUGAAUUGGGCCCGGGGUCAACCGUGUACAGAAGAAGUCUGUACGUCACUGAUGGUAGUUAUGCACGGACGCAUAACAGAACGAGUGAACCUCCUCAGCUGUCUAUUAGAUAGGCAAUAAAGAACUACAAUGUAGCUGUGUAUAAUCCUUUAGGUGAUUAUAAAUAAUUUUUUUUCUUUUGGUUUGGUCUUUUUUAAAAGAAAAAGCUGUGCUCUCUUCUUUUUUCUUUUUCUCCAUGCAAUGCCUUUUUAAUUUAUUGCAAGCUUUACCUACAAUAUGUGAAUCAGAAAGUCAUGGUUCUACCAGGGCAUUAAGAGUUGGGGGAAGCGCUCGCCUUUUCCCCAUUUCAAAUUAAUAGCUUUUCUUUCUUGCAAAAUUAGUUAAUGCACUUCAAAAUAAGUUGGGUUCUUUUUUUUUAAUGUUAAAAAUUGAACUCAUGAAGCCCUUAAAAGCACAGUUGUAACUACCUGUAAAAUGUCCAUUGGAUUUCAUGCAAUCAUGCUCAUAUGACAUGAGUAGUUGACGCUGUUUUUCUCGGUCAUAAAGAAAACACUAAUGUAAAAAAAAAAAUCACAGACUUUUUUUGCCAAAGCUCGUUUCUUUUUAAAAUGUCUUCUGAUGGGGGGGAAAAACUGCUGCAAGUGAAAGUUUUUAAAUGUCAAAGCCUAUCUUCUCAUCUUCGCUAUAACGUCUCCAAAUACUGCGGUACACUUUGUAAUAAAAGAUAUUCUUACCUUGUUCUGCUCAUUCCACUUUAAAAAUGUGAAUAUUCUAUUGUGUUUGGGUGACAACUUUCAGAUUUAAUACACUGUAUUUUUUAAAAAGGAAAUGCACUUAAAUUAAAAAAAACCCUUGUUAUUACAAAAAAAGGAGAGAAGGAAGAAAAUGUGAGGUUUUUUUUUAAAAAAAAUAUGCUGUAAUACCAGUAGACUAUUUAAAAGGAUGCCACAUCUGAAUAAUCAGUGUAAAUAUUUUCUUUAAAAGUUGUAAGUUUUUCAUAUCAUGUGUUGUAAAGUUUUCAUAAAUGAGGCUUUAAUGUAAACACUGGUAACAUGAACGAUUUAAUUGCUA
Molecule: messenger RNA, 2854 nt
Organism: Eublepharis macularius
Lineage: Eukaryota; Metazoa; Chordata; Lepidosauria; Squamata; Eublepharidae
Gene: TOX3
Product: TOX high mobility group box family member 3
Exons: 7
Coding region: 23-1747 (574 amino acids)
Biological process (GO): regulation of transcription by RNA polymerase II
Cellular component (GO): nucleus
Molecular function (GO): chromatin DNA binding
Source: RefSeq, a predicted model, not a curated record